AAAAGAAGAAAAGGAAGUUCAUGUACGACCGCUCACCCCAUUUAAAAAUUCUCCGCCCGACUCUUAUUUUCUUCUUUGCUUCGUCUCCUUCUCAUAGAUCCUCUCCCUGCAAGAGAAAAAUCUCUAGGGUUUCUUUUAACCCCAGAAUCCUUAAUGAGAACCAGUUACCUGAGUUGAAUCGGAAGAAUCGGUCACUUAGUUGGGCUGGGGAAGAAGAGGAGAAACGGAGGAGAUCGGGUAGAGGUUUCAUUCGAUAUGGAAAGGUACUGAAAUCUAGGGUUUUUGAGGGCCCCUCCGGUUUGGGAAAAAGGAGGGCCCGAGAGAGAUAUAUACACAGAGAGAUUGGUGUAUAGACCCUGAUAGAGGGGGAGAGAGAGGAAAUGAAGGACUUGCUCGGGAGCCCUGGCACGAUAAGUGGGCUGCUGCUGAGGAUAUGGCAGUGUCUGUUUGCAGCGGCGUCGAUUGUCGCCAUGGUUUCUGGUCUUGGUUUUUCGAGCUUCACUGCUUUCUGCUAUUUGAUUGCUUCAAUGGGGCUGCAAGUUCUGUGGAGCUUUGGACUCGCGUGUCUUGAUGUCUAUGCUUUGAGGAUUAAGAGAGACCUUCAAAAUCCUGUCUUAGUGAGCCUUUUUGUGGUUGGAGAUUGGGUGACGUCAACACUAUCGCUUGCAGCGGCAUGCUCGUCGGCAGGAGUGGUGGUUUUGUUCACAAGGGACAUAGACUACUGCAAGUCAGAAGGCCUUCCGUGUGGCAAGUUCCAAAUCUCGAUCGCUUUAGCUUUCAUAACUUGGCUAUUCAUUGCGAUAUCUUCUCUGGUCAUGUUUUGGCUCUUGGCUUCUGUUUAAUGACACCUACAAGCUCCACGCUUCUUACCGCGUCUCUUCUCUCAUUGUAUAUGCUGUCUGUAACAUGGUCUUAUUUUUUUCAGUAUGGCGAAAAACCCCUCGUGAAUCUGGAAAUCCUGGCGUGCAUGUAUGCAUGCAUGGUUCAAUUAGAAUUGACUGGCCCUGAGAAGGAGAAAUGAUUUAAAAGAAAAGUGAAAAAAAAAUAAAUCCAAUUGUCAGUCCUGAUUGUCUGUAAAAACCCAACUUAGAGACAACAAACCUUAGGAAAGCAUUUUCUAGCUGAACUUGGAAUGAAUGGUUAUGAUCACAGAUGAGUGCGAUUCUUUCUA
Molecule: messenger RNA, 1171 nt
Organism: Magnolia sinica
Lineage: Eukaryota; Viridiplantae; Streptophyta; Magnoliopsida; Magnoliales; Magnoliaceae
Product: CASP-like protein 5B2
Exons: 3
Coding region: 381-842 (153 amino acids)
Cellular component (GO): membrane
Source: RefSeq, a predicted model, not a curated record